ACCAGAUAACGAGUACCGCUACGUCUACUUUAACCACAUGAACCUGGCACAGAAAACAACUAUGCACAACAAGAAACAGAACCAGAUGUGCGUCUCGCCAGAAAUUAUCAAAAUUAUUUGUAAUAUCAACGCAGAUUUUGCCAGGUGAGAGCCAAUGCCAGGUUUUGUUUCGUGCCGUCUCUUUUUCUGCCAUGUGCAUUGUUUCAGCAAUUUUUGCUUGUAUGAUUUUUUUCUCUUCCAGUAUCAUCACUUCUCUAAUUAGGCCACGCCUUUUAUUUUUGUUGGAUUACGGAUUUUGCUCGCCAAUAUUAAAGGGCGGGAGGGCAAAAAAUAAAAAAGUAAAAGAAAGAAUUGUGUAAUAUCUAAUCCCAUACAGAGUACAGCGAAGUAAACAUCGCCUCCUUCGGCCUUGUUUCACGUUCACGUGACGUGACCAUGAGUGACAAUUGCGUGUUGAAGCGCGCGUCAGCCUGACUUUAAGGCCAUGUUACAUGGUGCAAUUUUUUGGAACUUUGCAAUGCAAUUCUACUCUUGAGAGAUGUAAAAUUGCCAAAUAGGAGUCUUCAUUACACUCCGCUGAUCUUUUCUCAACAUAUCGAAAAUUCUUCACUGAUUUCACUAAUUAACAUCUCUCAAGAGUAGAAUUGCAUUGCAAGUUGCAAGAAAAAUUGCACCGUGGGCAUGGCCUUUAUUCUCGCACAUUUUAUUUUUUGGGUGUCUUGCUGGGAAAAUAAAUACUAAUACUUUCUAAAAUAUGGUCGGGUGAACAAAAAACCACAUCAAAACUGCAGUUAGCGGCAUUUAUAUUUUUUUGUGCUUUUUAAAAAUACAAGGUCGGGAUAUCCGUAAUCCAACAAAAAAAAAGCGUGGCCUUAUCUGUCAUUCCGUCUAAAGUGAAAUGAAUGAACGCUACCUUAGAUAAACUGCCUAUCUUUUUCAUGAAGCCAAUCUUUAAUUUUUCUUGAAGAUCCGCGUGUUUAUAUCUCGCGAUUGUAACGCGAGACCAGUUCGGGGAUUAUUAGAAAAAAAUAAGAAAAACCAAAAGUGAAAUCUACGAAGUUUUACCGUGAAUCAGUUUUCAAGAAUACAUGAAUUCAGUGAAAAGACUGAAACUGGCCUUCAAGUUUGGCUUCAAAUUUCUGGUUGGAGGUAGCAUUCCGGUUAUAUUCCUUUCACUGUUCCUCUCUCCCCCGCAGAGGCUUUUUAAAAAGUUAAUAUAGAGAAAAACACCGCUGACCCGUUGAGAGAGGAAUGCAGGCGCGAAGGGAAGUUCACCACUCUUCCCUUUACAACUUCAUGUAAGGAACACAUAAUAGUUAGAAACACAUAUUAAUGUCGGAAACCUCUUGCGGAGGAGAGAGAGUCACUGUUCCGUCCCUAAACUGUUCUCUUUAUUCUAAAGUUGUACUGCGCAUGUCCUACAUACAGUGCACCGCAAUCACAAGUAGUAUAUGUAUAGUAUAUAUUGAGUGAAAAAAUACAAUCCUAGCUUAUAUUCAAAGCAAAUUCGCAAAUUAUAUUCAAAGCUCGCUCCUAUAACACUCCUGGGGUUUGCUUCCAGCGGAAGUAAUACCACAGAAUAAAGAUCAGUACCAGAAGGGCCACUCAGCGGUGCAGCGUGUCGCCAUUUUUCUAUGCAAAAAUAUGCAGUUGACUGGCCAGAAGGCGGGGCUUUCAGCCAAUACAGCGCGUUUAUUGCAGGGACGAGACUUAGCACUCGCUGUUAAUAACGGGUUUUUAGCCGCCACUAAAUCGUUACCGCCGCUUUCAAUUAUUGAUAAAUUAUCUGUGGAAGAACCUACUGUUUUGUACCCUAUCUCCGUUGUUGAUGUCGAAUCGCGUUUAAAAGCAGUUAAAUCGAAUAAAGCUCCUGGUCCAGACUCUCUGCCAAAUUGGAUUCUCAAUAACUUUUCAAUGGAGAUUUCAGAACCUGUGACAAUGAUUUUUAAUGCCUCCAUUAAACAAGCACAAGUUCCAAUGCAGUGGAAAGAAGCAAAUGUCGUUCCCGUCCCUAAGACAUCCUCGGUCACGGAUAUAUCUUCAGACCUGCGACCUAUAUCUCUGACCGCCACGCUCUCAAAGGUUCUUGAAUCAUUUCAAUGGAUUAUGGAUACCAUUAAGUCUCAGUUGGACCCAAAGCAAUUCGGAUCGUUAAAAGGCUCUUCUACGAUAGACGCAUUAAUUAGCAUGUUCCACUGUUGGUAUUCUAACACAGACGGCAAUGGCGAGACUGUUCGUGUUUUUCUGCUUGACUUUAGUAAAGCAUUCGACAGAAUCAACCACAAAAUCCUGAUAAAAAAGAUGCAAUUACUAAAUAUUGAUAAAUCCUUAAUAAACUGGGUUAUUGAUUUCCUGAUGCAAAGAAGACAGAGGGUGAAAUUGGGUUCUUCGUUCUCUGAUUGGUCCUUGGUAAAUGGAGGCGUCCCGCAAGGUACAAUCCUUGGCCCAUUACUCUUCCUCAUCAUGGUCAACGAUUUGGCUAUUAACCACAAAGAUAGAUGGAAAUAUGUUGAUGACACUAGUCUCUCCGAAACAAUCGGUAAAGGUUGUCAAAGUAACCUGCAAUCCGUUAUUAAUAAUAUCGAUCAAUGGUGCACGGAAAAUGAUAUGAUGCUUAAUCGUUCUAAAUGCAAAGAGCUAAUUAUCUCGUUCGCUAAGGACGUCCCUAAUCUUCGACCAUUGUUUAUUAAAGAUCACUGUAUGUCCCCAGUUUUAUCAGCAAAGGUUCUUGGUCUGUACUUUUCUUCUGAUCUUAGUUGGAACUUACAUGUUGAACACAUAGUAUACAAGGCAUCAAAGAGACUUUUUUUUCUCCGAGUGCUUAAACGCAGCGGUCUUGGAGGGAGUUCUCUAAUUCAAGUCUAUACCACAUGUAUACGACCUGUGCUUGAAUAUGCAUGCCAGGUUUGGAACUUAAACUCCCCUGACUAUUUAAAGGAAGAAAUCGAAAGAAUUCAGAAGCGAGCCCUACGAAUAAUAUGUCCUGACCUGUCAUACCGCAAAGCCUUGGAAGUUCAUAAAAUAUCGUUGCUCUCUCAAAGACGAAAUAAUUUAUGUAAAUCCUAUUUUAAGAAACUUCUCAACCCGGAAACUGAAUAAAUUGAAUGAACUUAUCCCUAAUAAACGCGAGGACUUACGUACUUACAAUCUACGUAAUGAUCAGCAUAUUAACUUAAUUAAUUGUAAGACUACAAGAUUUAGUAAAAGUUUUAUUCCUUCUAGUAUCGUAUCAUAUAAUGAUUCAUUUUAAUUGUAAUAUAAAUUUUAGUUUUAAUAUACCGUAUAUUACUAUAUGUAUUAGUUUUACCAUGUAUUUUAAAUGUCAACUCUGUACAAUUCAGCUCUUAGCUGCCAUUCAGAUUUUGUAAUAAAUUCAAUUCAAUUCAGUUCAAUUCAAUAUUGGCCAGAAAAUGUAAUCGACUGGCUAGGAAGAUGGCGGCCAGGGUCCCUUCUGUGUGCCUUAUUCUGUGGUAAUACCCUUACUCCUAAAUUUUUGUGGUCCUUCAUGGACUCGUAACGUCUUAAUUACAACGUCGAAGUAAUUAUUUACCAUGCCCACCUGACCACGUGUCAAAUUCACUCUUUGUGUCACCUCAUUGGUCCAAGUGCUAUCACGUGAAAAUCACACCGCGCCCCGACUCUCUGGUCUUGUAAAGCCUGGUUUUCUAAAAUGGUCGUUAUAACGGUCGUAAAGAAUGAGUCACGAUCUUUCUCAUCAGCCGAAAUACAACAUCCCAGAACUGAAAAUACGCGGAGUGAUUAUAACUAGAUAAUACGGAGUGAUUAUAACUAGAUAAUGCUUUAUGUGUGGUUUACAGGUAUAAACUAUUAUAAACUGGCCGUUGAGAAAGAUCGUGACUCUAUUUUUACGACCAUAUGGAAACCAGGUUUUAAGGAGCAAGUAAAAAGUUAUAGGUGGCCUUGCAUAAUUAUUACUAUCCCGACAUGUCACAAGAGUUACGAUAAUUGUACUACGCGUGCGCAGGAUGGAGCGCACCGUAAGCCUUAGCGACAUGCAUGUAAUAUAUAUUGUAUGAAAUACAGAGAUGUUUUAGGUGUGUUAAAAUAACGAAAGGUGUGGAGCUUAUGUUUGAUAAUACUCACACAUAAGCUCUGGAGCACAAUUGGGAAGCUUCCAGCGGAAGCGAUACCCAAUCCUCCAUAAUUUUUGCAGUCCGCAAAGGACUCAUACUCUCAUGGUACUGAUAUUAAAACUGUAACUGACUCUGAUAUUUGCUGUGUUGGUGUAAUGCACUCAGGUGAAUAAGAUGCUUGUGUGAUGUUACUCUGAGUGUAUAUCCACACCGGGCAGGCUUGAAAAAUAUGCCUGGCCACGGUGGGAUUCGAACCUACGACCUUUGGAAUACUAGCCCGAUGCUCUGCCAACUGAGCUACGUGGUCAGGACGGUUCGAGUUUACGAUAUUUGGGAACUGAGUCUAGUUCCUUCGAUAUCAAUAUAAUCUAAUAAUCCUUUGAUAUCAGUGUAAUCUAAUAAUCAUGAACAGUGUGACCAGAUUUGGUCAUUGAUUUUUGGUAAAAUUUCGUGAAUUUUCAAGGAAGUUUGGUAAUAAGUUUUUUUGGUAAAAUCUGAAAGGUUUUAAUUAUUAAUAAUCAUUUUGGUGAAAAUGUGUGUUUCUUGUAAUAACGUGCUCAAAGUGAUGAACAGAACUACCAAGCCUAAAAAAUAAAGCCUUAUCAUUAGCAAAAACGAUGAAAGCAACAAGUAUUUCGAGAUACCUUUUUGUGCAUAUUUUUUCUAGUUUGAUGACGUAACUACUGUUUUUUGGCAUUAUUAUGACGUAAUUAUUUGGGAAGCCGACAUUUGGUAAAAUUAUUCUUAAUUUAGUAAAAUUUGAACAAAAUUUUGGUAAUGACUGCUGAAAAAAUCUGAUCACACUGUCACUGAACUAUUUUGGGGCCAGAAUAAUGAGAGUAUUUAAUAUUAUUAAUAACGAGAAGCGACUUUUGAAGUUUGUCAAUGUGCUGUGAACCUUUGGUUGUUGCAAUUAAUUUGGUUGUUGCACUACCAUUUUUGUUUGGUUUGCCGCCAAAAACCACAGUACAUUGAUGGAGGUCAGAACAGAUGUAUUCAAUGUAUCCUAGUUUUGAGGCCAGUGAGUUAGCACUAAGCUGCAAUACGCAUGCGCGUUUCGGAACGCACCGCAAGCAGUAGCAAUAGAAAUGUUGCAUAUAUUGAGUAGAAAAAAAUCGAGGCGUUAGAAUAUGGCGGAUAUAAGCUUAAUUAUUCCCCCGGAUAAUUAGCUUCCAAGCGGAAGCGAAACUAAUUUUUACGGUCCGUCAAGGACUCGCAACUAUGUUAUUACCGCAACAACGUAAAUCUACUGUUUGUACUACUAGCUUCUCCCCUCACAGAGAACUUGUUCUAUUCAGGGAUGUUCAGAGCAAAACCGAACAAUAUAGAAAUGGACUUUUAUUGAAUCUCUAGAGUCUAGGUGGAACACUUCAGAACUGUAUAAAAAGUUAUAUUAAAAUUGACAGAGCUAUCCAGUAUAAAUAAAGUGGCUUAGUUUAGGUUUCCUCCUAAGAGGGCUCUUAGUAGACGUCUAGGUAGAACAGUUUAGAAUUGAUAGAGCUAUUGUUAGGUUCCACUUGUUUGGUUUUGGUUCCACCUGUAGCAACUGGCCAUUUACUCCAGUAGACCUAUUGCUUACCCCAGUAGUGAAGAAAGAUGAUCAUGAAUAAAAAGGCUCAACCUUUAAUCCACCCACUUUCUCAUUUUUUCACAUUCGAGAAUGUGAAAAAAUAUGAGAAAGUAGGUAGAUAAAAGGUUGAGUCUUUUUAUUCAUGUUCAUCUUGCUUCACUACUGGGGUAAGCAAAAGGUCUACUAUACUGGGGUAAAUGGCCAGUUGCUACAGGUGGAACCAAAACCAAACAAGUGGAACCUAACUUUAUUUUUUUAAAACUUUAUUUAUAUUUAUAUAUUAUUUAUAUAAAAAAAAUCUCAGCACAGAAUGGUUUCAUGUACGCUUAUAAAUCGUUCGCAUCCGAUCUUUAUCUGAUAUACCAUCGGAUAUCAGAUAAAGAUUGGCUGCUCAUGUUUUAUCUAGUACUUAACUGUAUGGGGGAAUGGCCUUCAUUGAGCCUCAGUAGUUGUAAUUUCUGAAAAAAUGCCCUGCUUACUAGACCUCUAUAGAGCUAUCUAGUAUAAUUAAAGUUAGUUUUGAUGUAUUAAAUUUCCAGAGCAAACGAAGACGGUGAAGUGUUUAUGAAAACUCUAACGGACUGUUGGGUGGUUGGGAGAAAAUCUGAUCAACGCGAACUUUAUGUUAUUCUACAUCAGAAAAAUGCAAACUUGAUUGAUGUAAAUGGUGAGUAAUCAGGAAGUUGUAGCAAGAGUUCCAGCUAUAUCGUGCUAUAUAACUCCAACCCUAAUUGAGCGUCAGGAUAGCAGAGUGCGUGGUAGUCAUGCAAUAUUACCAGUGUCGGGACUCAGCUUGUAUAUGCAAAGAAAACGAAUGACUGUCAAGCUGUAAACAAAACAGCCGUUCCAAGAAGUGUGUAUUGUAUUGUUUUAGAGGAAGUAAAGAAAAUGACAGCCACACAUUUCAGCCACAUCUUCUUCCUGGACUGA
Messenger RNA from Paramuricea clavata, 6594 nucleotides. The record is from the annotation of a GenBank genome assembly. Lineage: Eukaryota; Metazoa; Cnidaria; Anthozoa; Malacalcyonacea; Plexauridae.